GUCGCGUCUGGUCCCACUAAAUCGUAGUUUGUGCAAAAACAGUGAAAAUAAACUUUUUCGUGCAUUUCGUUCGCGCUAAAGUCCAAAAUAACCCGCAAACUUUAACGCGUCAAUGUGCCCCAGCCUCGUCGCGUGUGUUUGCCGCGUAAAUGAAACGAAAUUGAGUUGGAAACCAAAGCAAAAUCAAAGUCUUGCUGCAGCACCACCAAGAAGAAGAGCCCAGCAGCAGAAGAAGAAGAGCAACAAACGAGAACGAAAAUAAGAAUUAGGAUGCUAUCUGCAAAGGGCUGACGGCGAUUUAAUUGCGAAAAUAUCGAACAGUUUGUGCGUGCCACAAAAUUGCGCCAAUAAGCCAACGGAAAAGGAAAAGUGGAAAAAGCAAAAAGCAAACGCAAACAUCGUUUGUUUGAUUGCAUUCCUUGCACCUAUACAUAUGCAACAGAGAUUUCGACCACUCGCACACACACACCCAUGCAUCCACGCAGCAGUAAUAGCAGCAAGAAACAAAAACAAAUCGCCGCUUCAAAUGUUAUUCUCGAGUGAGCUGGUUGCCCAGGACUAGAGCUACAGCCAAGGAGUUCAGAUAAAGGACCAGGACCGGAACGCCAAGAUGUCGCGCUGGGGCAAGAACAUCGUGGUGCCGCUGGACUCGCUCUGCAAGGAGAAGGAGAACACCAACCGGCCGACCGUCGCCCGCUCCGUCGGCACCGUGGGCAAAUGGGGCAAGAUGGGCUUCACUUCCACGCGCACCUACACGCUGUCCGCCCUGCAUCCGAUGGCAGCGGCAGCUGCUGCGGCGGCGGCGGCCGCCAGUCCCGCCCAGAGUCCCGCCUCCACGCACGAACACGACCCCAAGGAUCUGUCCGUUUCGGUGCCGGAGCCACCGAAGCCCAAGAAGUUCUUCAAGUCGCGCAACGCCGCCCCGCCCGAGGUGAUUGCCCAGAUCAUCCAACAGCUGCCGCACUGCGUGGCCGGCACGUCGCCCAUGCGGGACCAGUCGAGUAUGUCUAUCGGUGGGGGAGGCGCCACGCCUACCUCCGGAUCGCAGGACGGAGGCGGCGGACUGAAGCUAAAGCUGGGGAAGGGCGGCAGCUCCGCAGAGCGGAAGCGCAAGUCUCCCAAGAAGAAGCCCUCGACGCCCGGAGCGUUGGCGACGGAUCGGGAGGCGUCCGAAGAGGAGUCCUCGGAGCAGCAGCAUCAUCAGCCCUUCGGCAAGGAGCUGGACGAGUCGGAUGCGCGAACCGCCUCCGCCAAGAAGUCGAAGAAGCCCAAGGAGGAGAAGAAACUCAAGCCGGAGGCGCCGCCGUCGCGCAUCCUGGGACGUGCACGCAAGGCGGUCAACUACCGCGAGGUGGACGAGGACGAGCGCUAUCCCACGCCCGUCAAGGAUCUGAUCAUUCCCAGGGGAAGGGGCGCGGCGGAAGCCACGGGAUCCUCCGCGGCAACAGCCGCCUCCGCGGAAGCGUUCAUCAGCUCGACGGCGGGCAGCCCGGGUGCCGAGCCGGCGUUACCACCGCCCACGUCGGCGCCCAGUGCAGCGUCUGCGACGGUGCCGCUUCUGCCCUCCGCAUCUGCGUCGAAUCCGUCGAGUGCUUCCCGGACGCCAGAGCAUCCGCCCAUAGUGUUGCGCAUCUCCAAGGGCACAUCGCGACUGGUGAGCACGGACAGCGAAGAGCCACCGAGCAGCUCGCCCGCGGAUCACCAGCACUACCAUCCCAACCCGCUCCAGAGCCACCCGGGCCAGGACGACGACGACCUCCCAGAGCGGACCGGAAGCGGAAGCGGCAACGGAGACGGAGACACAGUUCCUGCAAGUACGCCAAAAAUAAUAGUGAAGCCACUGCGACCGCCGGAGGCAACGGGAUCGGACGGAAAGUCGCCCAGCGCGGCAGCGGCAGGCGGAGCAGCAGCAUCCGCUGGUGAGUCUACGAGCCUCCAGGAGGCAGAGGACGAGGACGAAGAAGAAGAGGAGGAAGACGAGGAGGAGGAGCCGCCAGAGAUUAACUACUGCACGGUGAAGAUAUCGCCGGACAAGCCGCCGAAGGAGCGCCUCAAGCUGAUCAUCAAGACGGACGUGAUUCGCAACGCCAUCGCCAAGGCGGAGUCCCGCAGCGAGAAGAAGUCCAAGAGCAAGAAGCACAAGCACAAGCAGCUGCUGCAGGCCGCAGGAGCAGCGGCGGGAGCAGCAGGAGCCACAGCACCGGCAGCAGAGUCCUCCGAGUUCAAGACGCCUUCACCUCACCUGGCACUGAGCGAUCCCAACCAGCUGCACAGCCAGGCCACCCAACUGCAUCAUCUCCAUCCGCAGCGGGGAUCGGCGGUUAUAUCGCCCACGACGCGCUCCGACCACGACUUUGACUCGCAGUCCUCGGUGCUGGGCAGCAUCUCCUCGAAGGGCAACAGCACGCCGCAGCUGCUGGCGCAGGCCGUGCAGGAGGACUCGUGCGUGAUACGCAGCCGCGGAUCCAGCGUGAUUACCAGCGACCUGGAGACUAGUCAGCACUCCUCGCUAGUGGCACCUCCCUCCGACAUCGAGUCCCGCUUGGAGUCCAUGAUGAUGACCAUCGACGGCGGCGGAACGGGCGCAGCCACUGCGCUGCCGGAGACGCCGUUGCAGGAGGACAUACUGGCCGUUCUGCGAGGCGAAGUGCCACGACUGAACGGAACAGCGGAUCGGGCGGCAGACGCGGAGCAGGAGCAGCCGCAGCAGCCAGCCAAGAGGGCCACGCGGGGAAGGGGCCGGAAGGCCAACAACACCGCUACAGAAGCAGCUCCCGCAGCCGCCACGGAACCGGUUGUAAGCACGCCCACAAGGACCCGCGGCCGGCCUCCGAAAGCCGCACAGGAAGCCCCUUCCCCGCCCAAGCGGAGCACGCGGGGCACCCGGGGGUCCAAGAAGGCCGAGGCUGAGGCGGCGGACGUGGAGAUGGAGGAGCCGGCGAUUGAGGAGCCAGUGCCGGAGCAGGCGCCGCCACCUCGGAGAGGACGGGCGGCAGCAGCUGCCCGGGCGAACAACAACAACUCCGCCAGCAUCAACAACAACAUCAACAAGAUCGCCGCCAGCCUGUCGGCCAAGGCGGAGGCCAGCCGCCUGGAGGACGGCAGCGGGGCGGCCGGCACAGCCCCGAGGAGUUAUGGGCGGAAACGGAAGAACCAGCAGGUGACCCAGGUGCUGCAGCAGGAGCAGGACGCCGCCGAGGAGGAGGACGAGUCCGAGGAGCAUCCCACGCCCGCCAAAGUCCUGCACACGGAUCCGAGGGCGGACUCGCCGGACCACGACCCGGAUCCCGAUCCCGACCUGGAGGCGGACGAGCUAUCCAACAACUCCUCCUUGCAGCACGACGGUUCCUCAUCCUCGCCCCCGCCGCGUGACUUCAAGUUCAAGGACAAGUUCAAGCGAACGCUCACCCUGGACUCCCAGGUGGCCGCCAAUGCGGGCGGAGCGGGCGCUGCCGCUGCUGCAGAGGCUGGGGCGGCGGCUGCCGGAAACGGAGGCGACGGAGCAGCAGAAACGGAGCAACGAGGCGCCGUCAAGCUGGUCAUCUCGAAGAAGAAGGGCAGCAUCUUCAAGAGCCGCGCCCUGGUGCCGUCGGACCAGGCGGAGCAGGCGACGGUGGCCAAGAGGGCGUUGUACAAGCACAGCUGGGACGCGGCCCUGGAGGCGAACGGUGGGGGAACGGGCAGCGACGCCAGCAACGCCUCCGCAUCGGGCACCUCGGGUGCCACGGGAGGCGGUGCCAAGGACCACCUGCAUCACUUGGCCGUGGGCAAGUCGGACGUCGAUUUCGGCGACAGCCCGUCCUCCAACAACAAUGGUUCCUCGUGCAGCGGCGGCAGCAGUGCGUCCACCUUGCGUGGCGACAGCCCCGCGCUCGGCAAGAUCUCCCGCGUCCUGGCGGGAAAGCAGGGCGGUGUUCCCAGCAGCAGUUCCGCCGUCGUCGACGCCUUUGACCUGGACCUGGAGCCAGGCGCAGACGACCUGGCCACCGGAGGUCUCCCGGGAGUGGGAGGCUCGGCAGCCGGAUCGGGAGGCACCGGAACAGCCGGCGGAACGUCGGGCGGAGGCCUGAACCGCGUGGAUCGCAAGACAAAAGACUACUACACGGUGGUGCGGAACGUGAAGACGGCGCACCAGAUCCAGGAGAUCGGCGAGUACCAGGAGAUGGACGACGACGUCGAAUACAUCCUGGACGCACUGCAGCCACACAACCCGCCGGCGACGCGCUGCCUGUCGGCGCUCCAGCUGGCCGCCAAGUGCAUGAUGCCCGCCUUCCGGAUGCACGUUCGUGCCCACGGCGUCGUCACCAAGUUCUUCAAGGCCUUGUCGGACGCCAACAAAGACCUCAGCCUGGGCCUGUGCACCUCGGCCAUCAUGUACAUCCUCUCGCAGGAGGGCCUCAACAUGGACCUCGAUCGCGACUCCCUGGAGCUGAUGAUCAACCUGCUGGAGGCGGAUAACGCGGAGAGCUCCGGCCAUCCGGACCGCGCCGGCUUCGAGAGGAACAAGCUGAAGGUGCGCGAGCUGUGUGAGGAGAUCAAGGCGCAGGGCAAGGGCACCCACCUCAACGUCGACUCGCUCACAGUGGGCACCCUGGCCAUGGAGACGCUGCUCUCGCUCACCUCCAAGCGGGCCGGCGAGUGGUUCAAGGAGGACCUGCGCAAGCUGGGCGGUCUGGAGCACAUCAUCAAGACGAUAUCGGACUUCUGCCGGCCAGUCAUCGCCAACGACACAUCCGCGGAGAUUGUCUGGCAGCCCUCGCUGCUGGACAACAUGCAGACAGUGGCGCGGUGCCUGCGAGUCCUCGAGAACGUGACGCAGCACAACGAGGCGAACCAGCGCUACAUGCUCACCUUUGGCCAGGGCCGGGCCGUGGAGACCCUCUGCCAGCUGUACCGGCUGUGUAGUCGGCAGCUGAUGCUACAUCCAUCGGUGGACGUGGUGGCCAGCAACAAGGAGCACCCCGGUGUGGCCAUGCGCGAGCUGCUCGUGCCCGUUCUGAAGGUCCUCAUCAACCUGACGCACACCUUCAACGAGGCGCAGCCUUCUCUGGGGGCGGAGCUGCUCGGCCAGCGCGGCGAUGUGGUGGAGACGAGCUUCCGGCUGCUGCUUCUGUCGGCCAACUACAUUCCCGACCACUGCGUCUUCGAGCUGAGCAUAUUGGUGCUGACGCUGCUGAUAAACCUGUGCAUGCACACCGUUCCCAAUCGCGCCGCUCUGAUGCAGGCAGCCGCUCCGGCGGAGUACGUGGCCGACAACCCGCCAGCCCAGGGCGUUGUAAGCGCGCUCCAAGCCCUGCUCGAGUACUUCUACAAGUGUGAAGAGCUGGCCAGGUUGGUGGAGAAGAACACGGACGCGUUCCUGGAGAGCAACGACAAGGGCAAGAAGAAGCAGGAGGAAGUGGAGGAGACAGUCAACAACCUUGUGCAGCGAGCUGGACACCACAUGGAGCACACCCUCAAGGGCAGCUACGCGGCCAUCCUGGUGGGCAACCUGAUAGCGGACAACGAGCAGUUCGAGGCGGUGGUGCGGCGACAGCUGAGGGGAAACAGCUUCAAGGAGAUCGUCGGCGUGCUGGAGAAGUACCACACCUUCAUGAACCUGACCUCCAGCCUGGAGGCCAACUUUGUGGCGCACAUGAAGUCGACGAAGCGCAUCAUCGACAACUUCAAGAAGCGCGACUACAUCUACGAGCACUCGGACGAGAACGACCAUGUCCUGCCCCUGAAUCUGGAGACGACGGUGCAGGACUUGGGCGCUGGCGGAGCAUCCUGUUCGUCCGCCUCGCCCAGUGCCACGGCGACGAGAGCGCCGCGGGUCUACAAGACGUACAGCAGUCACAGAUAAUCGGGAAAGGAUGCAGUCAAGGAAAAGGAAACGGUAGAGUAUGGAAAGCGGAGGAGAGUUGCUGCUAAAGCGGGAUCUCAAGCGGAAGCGGGCAGACUUUCUCGCCACCGUUAGCCUGCGCCACCCAAAUACCAUUCUGUCGUUUGUGAUUAUGUAAUUGUUUAUGUGUUGAUAUAGCAACCACUAUAUGUAUAGCCGUAAUGCACCUAGUUUCGAUCAGCAGUCCCAACCACAUUGUGGAAAGGGGGGUAUCGGAGUAUGUAUGUAGAUCGGAGAUAUAUGGCAGAGGACUGUUUAAACCAAAAGUGAUAGCGAAUUCUGGAGCAUGGUCAGCGAUUUACUAAAGCACACAAAAGAGAGAACCACGGAGACAAGACAGAGUUUAAUCCAAGAACUAGUAGCGAACCCCGAAACCCCAAGCCAGAACAACACAAAGAUCCAAAUCCACUACUGAUAUGUGUACGUUAUAUAGUCAUAAGCAAUAUUAGCAGCUAAAUGUCGGCUUACCACCACACGGAACACCCAUGUAAAUAAUGUUUGAUCAGCGAUUUUAUUGGACACGUCUUAGGCUUACGUUUAAAUGUUUAUUACUCUUUUUUUUUUUUUUAUUUACCUAUUUUUACCUACUAUUAACAAUUUUUUUUGGUAAAAAAAAUCACUUUGGUAACUAGAGAACUGUAAAGGAGAUAUUGUAGGAUCGCUGGGAAGAAUGAAGUUAUUUUAUUGCCUAAACUAAGUUAAUGAACUCUAACUGUAAAACUAAACUGAUCAAUAAAUAUAUGUAUGGAUAUGUGUACGUUUAAAGUUUAAAGUUUAAA
Drosophila bipectinata is the source of this 6663-nucleotide messenger RNA. It is a transcript of the gene wapl, whose product is annotated as wings apart-like. The record is from RefSeq and is a predicted model, not a curated record. NCBI's taxonomy places the organism in Eukaryota, Metazoa, Arthropoda, Insecta, Diptera, Drosophilidae.